This is a messenger RNA of Hyla sarda, 2617 nucleotides long. RefSeq names its product gastrula zinc finger protein XlCGF26.1-like. Gene Ontology annotation, biological process: regulation of DNA-templated transcription. The coding region runs from base 175 to 2568 and encodes 797 amino acids. The transcript has 4 exons. The record is from RefSeq and is a predicted model, not a curated record. NCBI's taxonomy places the organism in Eukaryota, Metazoa, Chordata, Amphibia, Anura, Hylidae.
UCCAGUUGUCUCCUCUUCCCCUCCAGCUCAUCCAGUUGUCUCCUCUUCCCCUCCAGCUCAUCCACUUGUCUGCUCUUCCCCUCCAGCUGAUCCACUUGUCUGCUCUUCCCCUCCAGCUGAUCCACUUGUCUGCUCUUCCCCUCCAGCUGAUCCGGUUGUUUCCUCUUCUCCUGAAUGACCCCAAGGAUGGAGAAGGACAGGAAUGAGAUGACUAAGAGAAUAUUACACUUCACCUUGGAGAUCCUCCACCUGCUGACCGGAGAGGAUUAUACCAUAGUGAAGAAGACAUCGGGGGAGUGUGUGGCCCCCAGCAGCCAUCUCCAUGAGUCAGGAGGACAGAGCAGGGCCCGGGGCCCCAUCACGGAGCCUCCACCUCACUCACUGCUACAUGAGGAGAAGAUCCUAGAACUCAUCCACAGGAUCACUGAGCUGCUUACUAGAGAGGUUCCUAUAAGGUGUCAGGAUGUGGCGGUCUAUUUCUCCAUGGAGGAGUGGGAGUAUGUAGAAGGACACAAGGAUCUGUACCAGGACAUUAUGGAGGACCCCCGGACCCUCACAUCACAAGAUAAUUCCAAUAAGGAGCCUGAGGGAAUCUUCAUGUUAUCACUAAAUUAUACUGAAGAAGAAAUCAUGCAGCACUCCUCAUGGGUAAACCCCAUUACCCUUAAUGUCCAUCCAGGACUUCACAGGACAGAACUAUCCUAUAAUAAUCCUCCAGAUCAUGAGGAACCAUCUCCUGACCGAUCACACAUUAUUACCUCAUGGAGAGAUCUAUCCUAUAAUAAUCCUCCAGAUCACGAGGAACCAUCUCCUGACCGAUCACACAUUAUUACCUCAUGGAGAGAUCUAUCCUAUAAUAAUCCUCCAGAUCAUGAGGAACCAUCUCCUGACCGAUCACACAUUAUUACCUCAUGGAGAGAUCUAUCCUAUAAUAAUCCUCCAGAUCACGAGGAACCAUCUCCUGACCGAUCACACAUUAUUACCUCAUGGAGAGAUCUAUCCUAUAAUAAUCCUCCAGAUCACGAGGAACCAUCUCCUGACCGAUCACACAUUAUUACCUCAUGGAGAGAUCUAUCCUAUAAUAAUCCUCCAGAUCACGAGGAACCUUCUCCUGAUCCACACAUUGUUACCACAACAACGGAUCGGAAAGGAGAUGAAAAUUCUGAAGGAAAUAAAUAUGGUGAAGAGUUUACAACAAACUCAGAUCUUAAUACACAUCGGCAAAGGCCAUAUUCAUGCUUUCAGUGUGGGAAAUGUUUUGCCCAGAAAAGAGCUCUUGUUAAACAUUUGCUGUUUCACACAGGAGAGAAGCCAUAUCCAUGUUCAUUAUGUGGAAACUGUUUUACAUCAAAAUCAAAUCUUCUAAAACAUGAGAGAAGUCACACAGGAGAAAAGCCAUAUUUAUGUUCAGAAUGUGGGAAAUGUUUUGCAGAAAAAGCUAAUCUUGUAAAACAUGUGAGAAUUCACACAGGAGAGAGGCCGUAUGCAUGUUCAGAAUGCGGGAAAUGCUUUAUCACUAAAGACAAACUCAAGGUUCAUGAGAGACUUCACACAAGAGAGAAAUUAUUUCCUUGUUCAGAAUGUGGGAAAUGUUUUACAGAAAAAUGUCAUCUUGUUAGACAUGAACGAGUUCACACAGGGAACAAGCAAUUUUCAUGUUCAGAAUGUGGGAAAUGCUUUGCUGAUAAAUCACAUCUCGUUAGGCAUGAGAGAAAUCACACAGGGGAGAAGCCAUAUUCUUGUUCAGAAUGUGGGAAAUGUUUUAUUACCAGAAGCAAACUAACUGGUCAUUACAGAAGCCACACAGGAGAGAAGCCAUUUACAUGUUCAGAAUGUGGAAAAUGUUUUACAGAGCUAACAAGUCUUAUUAGACAUGAGAAAGUCCACACAGGAGAGAAGCAGUUUUCAUGCUUGGAAUGUGGAAAAUGUUUCAUAAAUAAAUCAGAUCUGGUUAGACAUGAGAGAAUUCACACAGGGGAGAAGCCAUAUUCAUGUUCAGAUUGUGGGAAAUGUUUUACAGAUAAAUCAAGUCUUGUUAGACAUGAGAGAAGUCACACAGCAAAAAAGCCAUUUCCAUGUUAUCAUUGUGAAAAAUCUUUUAUUACUAAAUCCAAACUCAAGGAUCAUCAGAGAGUUCACACAGGGGAGAGACCAUUUACAUGUGCAGACUGUGGGAAAUGUUUUACAGUGAAAUCAGUUCUUGUUAGACAUGAGAGAAUUCACAUAGAAGAGAAGCCAUUUAAGUGUUUAGAUUGUGGAAAAAGUUUUACAGAUAAAUUAAAUCUUGAUGCACAUGAGAGAAGUCACAUGGAGAAGAAGCAGUUCCCAUGUUCAGAAUGUUGGAGAAGUUUCCAAGAAAAAUCAAACCUUAUCAGACAUCUGAAAAUUCACACAGGGGAGAAACCACAUUCAUGUUCAUUAUGUGGGAAAUGUUUUAGAGAUAAAUCGCAUCUUGUUAGACAUGCGAGAAUUCACACAGGAGAGAAGCUGUAUACAUGUUCAGAAUGUGGGAAAUGCUUUAUUACUAAAGACAAACUAAAGGACCAUCAUUUAAGUCAUGUAGCAUAGAUGCUGUUCACAUGUUUUUAAAUGUUAAUAAAUCACAGACAGAAGUGGA